Cornus florida is the source of this 9986-nucleotide messenger RNA. Its product is annotated as calmodulin-interacting protein 111-like. Gene Ontology annotation, cellular component: cytoplasm; chloroplast. The transcript is spliced from 12 exons. NCBI's taxonomy places the organism in Eukaryota, Viridiplantae, Streptophyta, Magnoliopsida, Cornales, Cornaceae. Gene Ontology annotation, molecular function: ATP hydrolysis activity; ATP binding. Bases 467 to 3595 code for a protein of 1042 amino acids. The record is from RefSeq and is a predicted model, not a curated record.
UAGAGAGAGAAAGAGAGUGACAGAUAAAAGAAAAAAUAAAAUGAAAUUUUGGAAUAUUCAUAAAAAGUUUAGUCAAAAUUGAUGAUUAUGGGCCAUUUGCUCAAAAGAUGGAUAAUACAAAGGGGUAUAUUGAAUUUUUUUUUUUAUUAUUUUUUUAUUUUUAAUAAAAGUGUUUGUUGCACAUUUUUUUUAUUUUUUAUUUUUAUAGCAAGAGAGCUUCUUGCACACCAAAAAAAAAAAAAAUAAAAUAAAAUUUGGGCACCAAAUGUAAUUUUAAAAGUUCAAAACUAAAAAAAAAAAAAUACCAAAAUAGCGCCGAACAUCCUGUUCCCUAGCUCCAAAGCGAAUCCUUGCCACUGCAACGGCGAUUUCUAUCUCCAGCGUCUACUACCAGCAUUCUCCGGCGUCUACUACCAAGCGUUUUCCUGCGGCUUCACUAGAAAGGUAACCAGUGAGGUAGAGGAAGAUGCCUUCAAAGACUAUGAAGCAUUCAAAGACAGCGUCCAAACUCUCACAUUCUGACCAGACUGCAUCUCCAUCUCCCCGUAGUUCGUCAUCUGUGACGCCUCUCCCAAUGCAGGAACUUAGUGAAGAGAAUCUCCCUUUUUCUCUUGAGGAAGCUUCAAGCAAGUUCCCUUCUCUGAUCGGCAGAUCUGCUUUUAUUGGCCGUAUCACAGAUAUUGAGGCUGAGUCCAAAGGAUGUAAGAUAUGGCUCUCAGAAUCUUGUAUGGUUGCCUUAUCCGUUGCUCCCGGUUCCAUCGUAUCGGUCUCACUUGCUUCUACAAGAAAUAAAAUUUCAAGUGACAUCCCUCUCAUUCCAUUAGCAGAUGAAUUUUCAAGACAUUCAGAGCUUGGUUAUCGGGAUAAAAUGGUUGCUCAAGUGGGGAACUACUUUGCUCUAGCUACAGUUUUUCCUUCCUGUAAGGUUUUGAAGAAUGGAGUGCGAUUGUCUUCAAACCUUUCAUGUACAUUGGGUUGUCCUUCUUUAGGCGGGAUCAUGUUUGUAUUUCCUACUCAAUGUCAAUCUGCAAAGGAUCUUGUAAAUGAGAAUGACAAGCUGCAUAGCACAACAUCUAAUUGCCUCUCAUUAUACAAGUGCAAGGAGUUAUAUUUAGAGCUAGUUUCUUCAGAGAGUGGAUUUACGGUGAAGAGUUCUCUGUUGCCUCGCAAUGAUUUUCCUGCAGAAGCAACCCGAGGUCAAGUAGAAAAUGGAAAGGUUUCAUCCCCUAAGACACCAUUGUUCUCUCAGUCAAGACUUAGUUCGCCUAAUACUAGUCAACUAUGUUCACCAAGAUGUGAAGAGUCGGUAUCAAAUUUACCUAAUCCAUAUGGGAUGUCGUCGGAUUCAUUUGAUAUAAGAGAAGUCUUAGGGGAUGAAAGUUCAAAGAAACUACUACAGACCUGCACUGCUUCAUGGUUAUAUGCACGUACUCUACUUUGUGGAAAUAUUGUAACCAUCCCAAUACUUUCAAAGCUCUGCAUUUUGCAGGUUGUAGCUGCUAAUGCAGUUUCAGCAAAUAGUACCAAUCAGGAUAUGACGGAUGAAAGUAAAUGUGAUUUGUUCAUUCAGGCUCCCGAUAUAAUAGAUCAUGUGAAAGAUGCUUUUUUUAUAGACCAUGGAACAAAAGUGUAUAUAUGCUCACCGCCUCAUUCUGCAUUGGGAACUCCACAGAAGAAAGAUUCACCAUGUGUGGAGCUUGAACGUAAGGAUAUCAAAGCUAGCAUGGACUUUUUAAAAUUGGGUGGUUUAUCUAAAGAAUAUGCAGUUUUGAAGGGUAUAAUUUCCUCAACAGGGAAGUGCACUCUAUCAAGGUUCGGUUUACGGCCUACAAAGGGAGUGCUGCUUUAUGGUCCACCUGGCACUGGGAAAACUUCUUUGGCUCAAUUGUGCGCCCAUGAUGCUGGCGUUAACCUCUUCUCUGUGAAUGGACCCGAAAUUGUUAGUCAAUAUUAUGGAGAAAGUGAGCAAGCAUUGCAUGAGGUCUUCAAUUCAGCUAGUCGUGUUGUACCUGCUGUGGUGUUCAUUGAUGAGUUGGAUGCUAUUGCACCUGCACGGAAGGAUGGAAGUGAAGAGUUGUCUCAGAGAAUGGUUGCGACAUUGUUAAAUUUAAUGGAUGGCAUUAGUAUAACUGAUGGGUUACUUGUCCUUGCUGCAACCAACAGGCCUGACAGUAUUGAGCCUGCACUCAGACGGCCUGGAAGACUUGACAGGGAAAUUGAAAUAGGUGUACCAUCUCCCAAGCAACGUUGUGAUAUACUGUUUGCCCUUCUUAGUGAAAUGGAACAUUCACUUUUGGACAUGCAAGUUCAACAUCUUGCUAUGGCUACACAUGGUUUUGUGGGUGCUGAUCUAGCUGCCCUCUGCAAUGAAGCAGCCUUGGUUUCUCUUAGGCGAUAUGUUGACUUAAAGAAACGUUCUGAUAUUUCACACCUCAACGGAUUAUCUAUUGUAGAUGAUGAUUGCCCUACUAGUAUAACAAAAGGCUCUGAUUUUCCUAAAUAUGCAAGGGAUCUAUUUUCAAGAGAGAAUUCAGAAUCAGCAUCUUCAUCUAUUCCAGAUUUGCUUAUUUUUUCGGAGGCUUAUAAAGGAGUUAAUACUACUAGGGUAAAUAAGACGUUUAAAGUGGAAGAACAGUUCCUGAAAGUAACUUUCGAAGAUUUUGAAAAGGCUAGAAUGAAAAUAAGGCCGAGUGCUAUGCGAGAGGUAAUACUUGAGGUUCCGAAGGUUAAUUGGGAAGAUGUUGGUGGUCAAAAGGAGGUAAAGACACAGUUAAUGGAAGCUGUAGAAUGGCCUCAAAAGCACCAGGAUGCUUUCAAGCGUAUUGGAACCCGUCCCCCAACAGGGGUAUUGAUGUUUGGUCCGCCAGGGUGCAGCAAAACCCUUUUGGCACGUGCAAUAGCUUCUGAAGCAGGGCUGAAUUUCCUUGCAGUGAAGGGUCCAGAACUUUUCAGCAAAUGGGUUGGAGAAUCUGAAAAGGCGGUGCGGUCUCUCUUUACUAAGGCAAGGGCAAAUGCCCCUUCAAUUAUAUUUUUUGAUGAGAUUGAUGCUCUUGCCGUUAUACGUGGGAAAGAAAGUGAUGGAAUUUCUGUUGCUGAUCGGGUUAUGAGUCAACUUCUUGUUGAAUUGGAUGGUUUGCAGCAAAGAGUUAAUGUUACUGUUAUUGCUGCCACAAAUCGGCCAGAUAAGAUUGACCCUGCUCUUCUAAGACCAGGACGCUUUGACCGACUGUUAUAUGUCGGACCUCCUAGUGAAACAGACCGUGAAGAUAUAUUUCAUGUCCAUUUGCGCAGAAUGCCAUGCCAUUCUGAUGUAUGCAUUAAGGAGCUAGCUCUUCUCACUGAAGGCUACACUGGGGCUGACAUAUCGCUUAUCUGCCGUGAAGCAGCUGUUGCAGCUAUUGAAGAGAACCUUGAUACCUCAGAAAUAACAGUGGAACAUCUAAAAAGUGCAAUUGAACAAGUAUUCCCAUCAGAAAUUCAGUCUUAUCAAGAGUUGUCCACAAAAUUCCAAAGGCUUGUCCACUCUAGUGCAACAAGGGAUGAAGUAGGCUAUCAACCAUACUCAAGCAAAUCGAAUUGGAUUCAUUUCAGGUGAAGGAGAUCAAGACUGAUCUGAUAAGUUCUACCCUACAAGCCAUGGACAGAUUUAAUCCAUUCCACACAGAAAGUUUUGCUGCAACUUUGUCAAGAAGUGGAUUACAGUGGCCGCUUUUAAUACCAUUUAGAUUCAAGGGUAGGCCUAAAUAUUGAACAGGUAAAUUGUCUCUUUCAAAGUUUAAACUGCAAAAUCCUUGGCACAUUUCUUUUCCUUCUAACUGCUUUAGAAAAGAAAAUGGAACUCUUUUCCUUGCUAACGAUAAGUCCAGAGAACCUGUAGAAUUCCUCAAACACCUCAGCUAGAACUUUUGUUGUCCCCAACUGUUCUCUCACCACAACAAAGAGGUCAUCAACAAAGAAAAAGUGACUCAGCUUCAUACCGUCUUCUAAACUGAAGGACACAACUGAAUUGAGCCCUCCCUCACUUUUUCAUUCAUCAAAUUAGAGAAAUGCUCUGUAGCUGGAGUAAAAAGCUAAGGAAAGAGAGGGCAUCUGAUGGGGUACAGGAUAUGAUUUGAAUACAUGAGUUGUACAUGCUUCAACAUUACUUUGGAGAAGAGGGAAAGAGAAAUAAAAUUGGGGAUUUUAGUGAUUUAGGGUUUUAUUUAUGCUUAUUGUUAUUUUGAUAAUGUUUGAAUUUUAGGGUUACUUUGGUAGUUUUAUGUUUUAGGGUUUGCUUAAUAAUUUGCCUAUUUAAAGGCUCCUUUGUAAUUUGAGAGGUCAGUUUUGAGAAAUUGAAUAUUAUCGUUGAGUUUGCGAACUCCCUUUGUGUCUUUCUCCCUAUUGUUCUUGCUGUUCUUAAUCCCUCUGUCUAUCUUUCCUACCUCCUUCAAUCUGAUUCUCAUCCCUAUUCUUCUGUCUUCUCACCUCCUUCGUCUAGCCUCAUCUUAUCUUCUCAUUCUCAUCUCCUUUCUUUCUAGUUACUAUAAGUUACUACUUGUCCUACGUCAAUUGAUGGGGAACGGGAUAUGAUUCGAAUACAUGAGUUGCACAUGCUUCAACAUUACUUUUGGAGAAGAGGGAAAGAGAAAUAAAAUUGGGGAUUUUAGUGAUUUAGGGUUUUAUUUAUGCUUAUUGUUAUUUUGAUAAUGUUUGAAUUUUAGGGUUACUUCGGUAUUUUUAUGUUUUAGGGUUUGCUUAAUAAUUUGCCUAUUUAAAGGCUUCUUUGUAAUUUGAGAACUCAGUUUUGGAGAAUAUUGAUUAUAGAUUUCUUUGAGUCUCUCUCUGUGUUCUAUUGUUUCUCUCAUUUAUGUUCUUGCUUUUCUCACCCAUGCAGUCUAUCCUGCCUAUCUAUUCACUCUGUUCUCACACCCUUCCGUCUAUUUUCUCAUGCCCUUCUUCUAGUCUAUCUAUUCUUCUAUUUUGUCAUCCCUUUCUUUCUUUCUGGUUACUUGUCCUGUGUCAGAAUCCCUGUCUGAUUCUUGGUUUGUGGAUCAUACAAAAGGCAAAAAUAUCAUGUGCAGUUUGAUAAGGUGUAUUUUUCACUGCUGUGUUGUGGAGUAUAUGGGGUGAGAGGUAGAUGGAUGUAUGAUGGGGAUACUCAUUCUUCAUAUCAGUUGGCUAUUAAGGCUUGUUUUGAAGGUCUUGAUGCAUCUAGUUUGUCCCUAUCUGAUCUGGAUCAUAUUUUCGCUAGGACUGAUGUUGGAUUGGAGGCUUUCCUUCUCUCUCUUUCUAGCGUGUUUUGUUUCUUUUUGCUUUGUUUUGCUAGUUUGGGGUAUACCCUUAACUGGCUGUUUUGAUAUAAAAAAAAUAAAUAAAUAAAAAUAAAAAUACAAAAUAAAAAAUUUCUUGUGAUCAGUAAUUGAUUACUUUAUCCUAUUUACUUCUAUUGUUCAAUUUGUAGUUUAAUAAAACUCCCGCAUUCAGGGGGAAAAAAAACACUUAUACAAAGUGUUACAAAGGGCAAUAGGUCCAAAAUCUGUAACUUUAACAAGAGUAAGGAAUGUUGCAUUCAUACCAGUUGGCAUAGAGCAGUUGUGAAAGAAAAACAAAAUAGCUUUAAUGAGAUCAUAAUAAAUGAUAGACCAAUACUUUUUAAAGAACAUGGCAGGAAACCCAUUUCGGCCAGGAGACUUAUCAGGAUUGAAAGCCAUGACCACCUCCUUGAUCUCUUCUGCAGUAACUGAAUACUCAAAUUACACCUUUGCUCCAUUGAUUAGCAUCUCCUAGGAGGUUUCAACUCUAUAUUUGCUUCAUCAGUAGUUCUAGGGUGCAGUCCUUUGUAAAAAUGCAUCAACCAUUCUCUUAUCUGAUCCUGGUUAGUAGAUAGACUUUGAAAUUGAAUGGAUAGCCCUUCUCUGCUUCCCUUUCUGGUGGAAGGAUCUGGAACAUCUAUCAUGCUCUGUUAACCACUUUAAUCUAGAUUUCUGAGCCCAAACAACUUCCUCCUGGUGAGGGCCAGCUCCAACUCUUUGGCCUUUCUUUAUUUCAAAACCAAAUUGUCUUCCAUGGGAUUGAUCAAGAGGGCCAUCUUAAUACACUCCAGCUCUCCCAUAGCAUCUCUGGCCUGUCUCAAAAUUGAACCUCUUUCCCUGUUUAGACAUUGAUUUUUUUCCUUAACCUUCCUGAGCCUCUUCAUAAAUCUGUGAAUUGAAUUACCACUAACCUCUUCCUUCCAAGGUUCAGCAACUAUGACAUCCACCUCUUCCUUAGAGCACCAAACCCUUUAAGAACUUAAAAGGUUUAGGUCCUAAUGCACAAUCUGCAUUAUAAGAAACAAUCAAAGCAAAAUGAUCUAAAAGAGAGGCUGCUGUUAAGGAGAGAUUUGAAAUCUCAAACACUCUUGAGCCAUUCCCCAUUACAAAGCCCUCUAUCGAGCCUAGCACAAAGUCUUCUACAAUUAAAUUGGCUAUUAGACCCAGUGAGACCCCCAUUUGUUAUAGGAAGGUUGUCCAAACCAAUUUUUUGAAGAGUUUGAUUAAAUUCGUCAAGCAACCUCUUUGGAAUUCUCAACUCCCCCACCUUCUCCUCAUGAAACCUCACUAGAUUCCAGUCCCCAAUGGCAAUCCAAGGACCUUGAAUUAUAGAUGAAUGAAUCUGCGGUACUGCAUAGAUUGGCAGCAUAGACACCAGUCAUGAAGAAAUGAACAUUAAGGUGCAAUAAGUUAACCUUGAACAAUAUACACUGAGCAUACUCUUGCACAACCUGCACAUCAACCUUACUAACAUCCCACUCAAGCCAAAUUCUACCACCAUUAGAUACAGUAUAAUUUCCACACCAGUUCCAGGAACUAUUGAUUUUAGAAGACACACUACUGAACUUAUUCUGCUUUACUCUAGUCUCAACCAAACAAACCAAAAACAAAUUAUUUUCCUUCAACCAUUUAUUUACCAUUCUCUGCAUCUUGAGCCUAUUGAAGCCUGACACAUUCCAACAACCAAUCAUUGAGAAAGAUUGGUUGAUGGAUGUGCUCCAUCAGCAGACAUAGCCCUAGACACCCAAUUUGAGGCAACAACUCCAUGCAUUUUCUUUUUAGCAGGCAUGCUUUUACCUCCAGAGCCCUUAUUCUUCUCAUCUUGAUCUGGAAUAGAACCACCAUUCUUCUCUGCAACUAUACUCUCCCCUUCGUUGCCCUUUGUGAAAUAACUGAUAUCUACUAGCAGAGAUAGUAGCUAAAUCUUCAUGAUCUUCCACGCUACCAUCUUCAACACCCUGAUCCUCAAGCUCCUUUUGUAACUCAUUAGGAACUUCAGAACUCUGGUCCACUCCAACAACAACAGCCUGAAAAUAAAUUAAUGUAAUUUAUUUAAUAUAAUCAUAUCUAAGCUAAUUUCUUCUACCAUUACACCAUUCUGCUGCUUCAUUUUUUUUUUUUUUCCUUGAACAACUCACCUCAUUCACCACAACCCUAGCUAUCAGACGUAGUUACUGAGUUGGAUGUGAUAAGUAACCAACCUUGAUUUCUAAUGAAUGACUAGGUAACACAAAAUAUAUAUUUAUCUUUUUACAAAUUCCAGUUAUAUAUAUAAAAGAAUGCUUUAGUUGGGUGAAGAUUAUGCUCACGCCAGUGUUAUAAUUUUGGCUCAAAAAUUCAUCCAAUCUAGAUGAAAUUUUCAGACCUCUUUAAUUUUACGUUAACGAUUGUACCAGUGGUGGUUAGAUCGGCAUUGUGCUCUCAAUGCCUCCAUAGCCGCAAGAACCACUACUCUCUCUCACCCAAAAACCCAUUUUAGCAAGUACCCAACUACUGCCACAUAUUUAACUUUCUCUCACAUACCCAAAUAACCACCGCCAAAGGCUUCUUUUUUGCUGCGCUGGUUGAAGUCCUACAGGUUCCCUCUACGGGUGCCAUUUGCGACGAUGUUCACUGCUUGAAUCUCUAAUACUCCACCCCACAGAUCUCUCCUGAACGUACGCAACGCAUCAAUUGGUCUUCCAAAUUCCACAACUGGGUUACCUGAGUAUUUAAUCGAAACCAAAACACCUAACAUUCUAAGACAUUCACAUAUUUUGGAUCCCAAUGUCAGUAGUUGGGUUUCAUGAAGAGAGAAAAUUUAGGGUUAGAGAAGGUUGGAUGGAAAAAGAUAUUAAACUGAUGAAUUAAAAAGUCACUUUCAAUCUUUAGGGUUAGAAGGGUAAGUUAGUAAUUUAACUUUAUGUUGCUGACAUCAACCAACAUGUUCGCAAUUCAGAAGAAUGUUUGUGGGGGUAAAACGGUACUUUUGUUCUCGCAAUUAAAUAAACUAGUGGAGUUAACUCUGACAAAGGGUGUCAGAAUAAUUUCUUUUAUAGUUUCAUCCCAGGGUAAUUUGGAUAAACUUCAGGGGUGGUCAGAGUAAUCCACCCUUUAUUUUAUUAAUAUUAUAAUAUUAUAAUAUAUAUAUAUAUAUAUAUAUAUAUAUAUAUAUUUAGUUUACAGUUCGGUUCUAAUGGAUCUGGAACCAGAACCGGACCAAGCAGACAGUUCAACUCAUACCGGUUUGCCGGUUCCAACGGUUUUUUGUGCACCCCUAAUUUUAAUUUGUUACCAGAGGCAAAACAGCUCCAGAUUGUUUCCUAUAAUGAAGCAGUUUCAAUUAAAAAUAAUAAUACAAAAAAAAAAAAAAAAAAAAAAAAAAAAAAAAAAAAAAAAAAGCACCUCAACUUCAGAAAUGACGCUCACGCCUUUUUCAGUUUCCAUGAUGAUCACAUAAAACAUUAGCUGCCUUGGUAUAUAUGACUUUGAACGUCUGACAGAUCUAAAUUUUUAUAUGAACUUCCAUAAUGCUAUUUUAACAGAAAAUGUUGGCAAGAAAAGCCCCAUCAAACCUUUACGAACCCACCAGGUAAUCUUUUAAAUUUUAGACACUUGUCAAAGGCCUUCGAUUAUGUAAAGAGCAAUGAUCCUACAAAGAACAGUGAGCUGGAAGAAAACUAAAUUCAGUUAAUGACCACAAUGGACUUUUGCUCUGUAGUAAUUCAGUUAAUGACCACAAUGGACUUUUGCUCUGUAGUCUUCGGUGUUUCAAAAAUGUGAUCAAAUGGUAGAUACUUGAAUUUGCAUUGAAGCCUUAUUUGACUCCUCCAUUAAGCAAAAAAAUAAUUACACAAGCAAUUGUUCACAAGGAAGAUUAACUUCUAUAUUCUUCGCCACCACUAUGAAGAUCAAAUGGGCACCGCAACUCUAUCUCCACGACAUUAUUGUUUUCUAUAGGAUCGCCGUAGUCUAAAUGUCACCUAAGUAUCGCAUCACCAAUCAUCCAGGUUUUAUAAUGUCAAGCAUUUCUGUCAAACGGUUUGCCAUAUGCGUUGUACAUAGUUUCCAGAUCUUAACCUUAAAUGUAGUGUGAACCUGUCAGUUAAACAUUCUUAGUUGGGAGAGUUUGAUACAGUCAAGCAGCUCCUUUAAGCUUCCAAAUUUGACACAAGAAUUAGGUCUAAAAAAGCUAGAAAGAAAUAAAUUUUUUUACUGCCAGUUAGUCUAUUAGCUCUAGUAUAUAAAGGGAAAGCUUGGAAUUUUCUUACUGCUUUGAGGACACAUAUAGCUUGUUGAUAUUAAUUGGAAAUGGAUUGUGCAAAAUAUCUGCCCGAAAAGAGAGGACAAAAACAUUGGGUAAAAAGUAUUCCGUACUUUUCAACUUAAAAUUUGGGUGUGACUACUGCCCUUCCCAUUUGCACAACGUAUAACUCUCUCUCUCUCUCUCUCUCUCUCUCUCACACACACACGCACACACACUUGUCAUUAAUUGAUCAAAUUCUAUACUCCUACCUACAUUUGGUUUCUUAUCCUUUAUGCAUAGCUUUUAUGAAACUUAUUUGUUACUAGUAUUAAUUGGCCACCUCUCUCUUUAUGUGCAUGUGUGUGAUAGUUGUUGUGGAUGCUACUUUCUUCUUUGAUACAAUCUUUCAUGAUCCGGUACAUUCAUCUCUUCCAGGGUUUGAAUUAAUUGACAAAUUUUGAUCUGUUUUG